Molecule: messenger RNA, 741 nt
Organism: Pelagomonas calceolata
Lineage: Eukaryota; Pelagophyceae; Pelagomonadales; Pelagomonadaceae
Source: the annotation of a GenBank genome assembly
ACGCUUGCCCAUACGACGCCGGACACGACGUACAAGGCAGCACUGGCCCUUGCAAAACCCCGAAAAAUGAUGAUCGACUCUGAAAACGUCAGUGACAGCGAUGGCGAAUCCGUUGACGCGGAGCUCCUGGAAGCCAUAGAGCAUGGGUGCUCUCAGGAUGCCGUCGACGCGGCGCGGCGACGGGGCAGGGAUCGGUGGCCGUUUGACAAUGAUCUCACUCGUGUGAUUUGUCAAUUUGUGCCAAGACGCUACGCCCAGUGCGCCUGCAUCUCUCGAGCGUUUCGCGGCCAGCGGGAGGCGCUGCGGCGCGCCGAGGCUCGCACCGCGCUCGCCGCGGCGGUGCCGCUGCCGGUCGCCGCAGCCAUCGAAGCGGUGCUCUGGAGCACCGAGAGCAGAGACGGCUAUGCGAGAUCAACGCGCCGCAUCGUCUUCGCGCUGCGAAGGAACGACCAGCUUCGAAGGCGAGUCCUCGAUGGGUCGCUGACGCCUACCGCUCUCGCAACGCUCGACGAAGAGGCGCUCGCGCCUCCAGCGGUGGCUCAGCGCCGCGCCGACGACCGUUCGCGCCUAGCCAAACGCGUCGGCGCACGACCAUCAACACUCCCAGAAGUCGACGCGUUCGAGUGCCCUCGAUGUGGGGCGCGCCGGGCUUACGUCGCCAACGCGACGCACGGUGGAUCCGUGGAUCGCGCGCAUAUCCUUGCCCGAUGUUUAGAGUGCGGAAGAGGGUGGGCGCCCUGA